Colletotrichum acutatum is the source of this 864-nucleotide messenger RNA. RefSeq lists its product as uncharacterized. The record is from RefSeq and is a predicted model, not a curated record. The transcript has a single exon. Bases 1 to 864 code for a protein of 287 amino acids. NCBI's taxonomy places the organism in Eukaryota, Fungi, Ascomycota, Sordariomycetes, Glomerellales, Glomerellaceae.
AUGCGUUCAUCCCAGUCCGCUCCGGCGCUCGUUGCGCUUCUCUUUGCGGCCGCAGCCUCGGCCCUAUCGCCGGCGAGACUGCAUUGCCUUCGGUCACGGAAUCUCGAGCUGGCUAGAUUGGCGGCCUGCGGCGAACCUGGAUCCGUGGCUCACUGCAUAGAGAUGCUCACAGACGACUUUACACAGACUGAUCUGGAGAGAUGCUACAUCAAUGCUGGUUGCGACUUUGCCGAAGCCGUGAUUGAGUCGCAGUGGACUCUGGACAGGUGUGACAACAGCGGCAGCGCCCCUGCGGAACUGCGCAAACGCCAUGUCACUGUCUUCGCGCGUCAGACUACAGAGGCGACUGCGGCAACCGCUGAGACGGCCACGGGUACAGCCACCGGCACGGCAACCUAUUCCAAGCUCACGUGCUCAACGACGACAACCAAGGCGACCACGCAAUGCCCCGUUGUCUCGACUGGCGUGCAGAAGGGCAAGACUCUCAAGGAAGGCUGCUUCCCGACACAGGUGGUGUACGGAACAUGCGCGGCGGGUCUGCUUUGCAAGAACGAUAACUCGGGCAACCCUUCGUGCAAGGUGCUGGACAACACUGUCUACCCUGGCGGCAUCGCUGUGGCGCUCUUUUUCGCCGUGGCCAUCACGGGUUCCAUUGCGUGGAUCACUUUCCUAUGCUGCAAGGAGAGGAAGCAGAAGAAACGCAACGCGGCGAGAGCGCAGGCCGUUAUGGAUGCGAAGAUGGCGGCCAAGCGACAGCCAGCUGUGCAAGUUCACGAUUCGGACAACCAGCCUCUCAUGUCGUAUGGGCAACCGGCUGCUGCGUAUGAAGCGCACGGUCCAUUUGGUGACCAAAACCGGAUGUAA